CCGUGCGCCAACCCCCUGUCGUCAUUACUUUCAUGAAAAUACAUCCUGUUCAUCCGUGCACGCUGGUUCUGCCCUUAUCAGGGCUCAAUGGCAACAAGCCACCGAGGCAAACCUCUGGGGUAGUCUUUCCUUAUCCUAAUUCUCAAAGCUUUCAACGCAGAGCUCUGUAGUGUGGUGGACGCUAGGCGGCUAGGAUCCCUGAAGGGAUGGAUAAUAGAGGUUAUUCCUUUUCCGAAGAAAGAGAAAACAACAGCCUUGGUCCAUGGCCGUUAUCGGUUUUGCUGCAAACCCUGUCGAAAGCCCAAAAACGGCUUGCUUGACCGGCUGCAGCCAUAAAAGCCCCUCAGCACAGACUGACCGCACAGGGCUUGAUAGCAGGCAGCUGACCACGCAGCGAUGGAAGCACAGGGCUAUCGGGCGUUUAGUGGCACUUGUGACAGACUGACAAGUGCAGGCGAGCAACUGAAAAGCGGCUCGGCGAGUCACUUAGUGGCGCGAGAGGACAAUUGCGGCAUGGCAGUGAGGGGAACCGAAUUGGCAAUCAUUGGCUGUCCCGUUGUUAGGCACACCGGCCCGCUCCGCCUUAUUAAAAAGGGUAGCUUUUAA
Messenger RNA from Fusarium redolens, 606 nucleotides. RefSeq lists its product as uncharacterized. The record is from RefSeq and is a predicted model, not a curated record. Bases 397 to 606 code for a protein of 69 amino acids. The transcript has 3 exons. NCBI's taxonomy places the organism in Eukaryota, Fungi, Ascomycota, Sordariomycetes, Hypocreales, Nectriaceae.